Octodon degus (degu) is the source of this 1800-nucleotide messenger RNA. It is a transcript of the gene CUNH8orf82, whose product is annotated as chromosome unknown C8orf82 homolog. The transcript has 3 exons. Bases 306 to 971 code for a protein of 221 amino acids. Lineage: Eukaryota; Metazoa; Chordata; Mammalia; Rodentia; Octodontidae. The record is from RefSeq and is a predicted model, not a curated record.
UUAUUUAUUAAAAACAAGCCCAGUCCGCCGCGUCCCCUAAGGCGGGGUCCUCCUUCCGGGGAGUCUUGACUUCUCCAGGCGGCUCGGCGCUGGCGCUCGCUCUGGCGCAUCGUGAAUAAAGUUCGUGUGGAUACUCGGCCCGCUGCCUGCUGCUCGCGUUCCUUUUUGGGGCUCGCAGGUCAGGUGGGGCGCGGCUGCCCCCUAGGGGCCGGAACUGAAAGCGCACAGGACUGGUGAAGUGGGGGACACUUAUUCGUGCAGCACCACAUCCCAGCUGACCGGCUUACAGCUUCCGACACGGAAGGAUGUGGCUGCCGCACUGCGGGACCCUUCGGGGCCUGUCCUUGUCCCUUGCCUUGGCACGGUCACAGGGAGUUCGGACCUGUAUCAGGGAAAGGGAUGUCGCCUACACGCAGGGCCAGAGCCCAGAACCCCGGACCCGCGAGUACUUUUACUACUUGGAUCAUCAGGGCCAGCUCUUUCUGGAUGAUUCCAAAAUGAAGAACUUCAUCACCUGCUUCAAAGACCUGCAGUUCCUGGUCACCUUCUUCUCCCGCCUGAGACCAAAUCACAGCGGGCGCUAUGAGGCCUCCUUCCCCUUCCUCUCGCCUUGUGGCCGAGAGCGCAACUUCUUACGCUGCGAGGAUCGACCGGUGGUCUUCACACACCUGCUGACAGAGGGCGACGGGUCUUCUCGCCUGUCCUACUGCGGCGGGGGCAAAGCUCUGGUCGUGCCCUUCGAGCCAGCGCGCCUGCUGCCCCUGGCGGCCAACGGGCGCCUGUACCACCCGGCCCCGGAGUGCGCGGGCGGCGUAGGUCUGGUGCGCUCAGCCCUGGCCUUCGAGCUCAGCGCCCACUUUGAGUACCCGCCCGGCGACCCCACGCUGCCCUCGCACGUGCGCUGGCGGGGCCGCCGCCUGGCCCUUACCUUUGACUUGGCCCCACUGUUGACUUCGGCCCAGCAGUUCUGACUCGGAGCUCGCCAGUCACACACACACCCCGCUAGCCUCCCCAAGCUCUAGCGAUUGGCUUGCGCCGGCGACGUCAGCCCCGGGCGGCGGGCGGGGCCCCGGUGCGCGUGCGCGCCCUCCCCUCCCCUCCGGGUAGCUGCUCCAGCCCGGCUGUCACUGGCACCGCGGGGAGCCGCGCGUCGCGGGAGCGUCAGGUGAGCGGGCCCCCGGGACCAAGGUCGCCAGUCUUGGGGGCGGAAUCCGGCACUAUCUCGUGUCUGACCUAUGCACAGAGCGCAAAGGGCAUGCAGACUGGAUGAGAUGGAGGCAGCGGGGAGGCCACGCCCUCCGCCGGGCCCAGAACCCACCCGCGCCACAGGGCGCGGACGGGGAAGGUCGAACGGGACCCAGGUGCCAGGUCCCAUGUGCUGUGGCGAGACACUGGUUCGGGAGGGCGUAUAGCCCGCUGCAUCCAUCCUACCCAGAUUAGUGCCUGGGAGGUUGAUGCUCUGCCCCCGCCCAGCCGGAUUAGUGGCUUUCCACAGGUAAAAGGAUUUCUGGGCUCUUCUCUCCAGAGGCCCUAGUUCCUGCCCCGCGUCUCUUCUACACUGACGUGCACCUAGGGGGUCCGCGUGAGCAGCAGCGCUGAGCCUGAGACCAUGGUUUUGCUGCUGGUGGGCGGGCAGGCAAGUGCUGGAGCCAGGGACCACCCCUUCAUGCUCUCCGAGGAGAUUCCCUGGGCCCCAGCUAAUGCUCCCGGCUUCCUGAAGCUCACAUGGAUCAUGAGACGCCUGGGAACUGCUGCUGUCUGGGCCAAAGCUAUUCUAUUAAAACUUUAUUGUUGUACUUA